Molecule: messenger RNA, 2180 nt
Organism: Osmerus eperlanus (European smelt)
Lineage: Eukaryota; Metazoa; Chordata; Actinopteri; Osmeriformes; Osmeridae
Gene: slc13a5b
Product: solute carrier family 13 member 5b
Exons: 12
Coding region: 217-2034 (605 amino acids)
Biological process (GO): citrate transport; transmembrane transport
Cellular component (GO): membrane
Molecular function (GO): sodium:dicarboxylate symporter activity; succinate transmembrane transporter activity; citrate transmembrane transporter activity
Source: RefSeq, a predicted model, not a curated record
UCUCUCUCUCUCUCUCUCUCUCUCUCUCUCUCUCUCUCUCUCUCUCUCUCUCUCUCUCUCUCUCUCUCUCUCUCGCUCGCUCGCUCGCUCUCUCUCUCUCUCUCUCUCUCUCUCUCUCUCUCUCUCUCUCUCUCUCGCCUUCUAUUUCUCUCUCUCCCUCUUCUCAGUCCAAUUGUGUGUUGUAGGGCUCCUCCUAUCUCGUUGUCUCCCUGCUGGAUGUAUAGACAGUCAUCGGUGCCCACAGUCCCUUUACCUCCUAUUCCCUUCAGUCAAAGAAUGGAAUGUCUGAAAGGGCUUCGGUUUAUAAAGAAUGAAAUUGUUAUAUUUUUCACCCCGUUAAUCCUUCUUCCAUUGCCUUUGGUGAUCGGGACCAAGGAAGCAGGAUGUGCUUAUGUGAUCAUCCUCAUGGCAGUGUUCUGGUGCACGGAGGCCUUGCCGCUGGCUGUCACUGCUUUACUCCCAGCUCUCCUCUUCCCUCUGUUUGGAGUCAUGAAAUCACAAGACGUGUGUAUGCAGUACCUUAAGGACACCAACAUGUUGUUCGUGGGGGGUCUGAUGGUGGCAGUGGCCGUAGAACACUGGAACCUGCACAAGCGCAUUGCCCUGCGAGUGCUGCUCUGCGUAGGGGUGCGUCCUGCCCUUCUGAUGCUGGGCUUCAUGGGGGUGACAGCCUUCCUCUCCAUGUGGAUCAGCAACACGGCCACCACGGCCAUGAUGGUGCCCAUCGUGCAGGCAGUGCUGAAGCAGCUCAACGACCAGGCAGAGAUGCCUCAGAUCCUCAGCACUGUGGAGCAGGACCAGAACCAGAACCAGCCGGAACAGACAAACCCUGAGAGCAAACGGCCAGAGAAGCUGCCAGAAGGACCAGUGGUGGUGACCUUCCUGGACGCGUCCGCUGAGUUGGCGCGGCGUAAAGAGGCGGCAGAGAGACGGAAGAUGUGUAAAGGCAUGACGCUGUGUGUGUGCUACGCUGCCAGCAUUGGGGGCACUGCCACCCUCACUGGGACCGGCCCUAACCUGGUGCUCAUGGGACAGAUGAACCAGCUCUUUCCUGACAACGGAGACGUCAUCAAUUUCGCGUCCUGGUUUGGAUUCGCUUUCCCCAACAUGGUGUUCAUGCUCACCCUGGCUUGGCUCUGGCUGCAGUUAGUCUACAUGGGCUUCAACUUCAGGAAGACAUGGGGCUGUGGGUCGGUGAAGACCGAGAAGGAGAUCGCCGCGUACAACGUGAUCCAUGAGCAGUACCGUCAGCUGGGCCCCAUGUGCUUCGGGGAGCUCAGCGUCCUGGGCCUCUUCUCCCUCCUGGUGCUGCUGUGGUUCACCAGAGACCCAGGCUUCAUGCCCGGCUGGGCCACAAACGUCUUCAACUCCGAAGCCGAGUAUGUGUCGGAUGCCACCGUAGCAGUCUUCAUCGCUGUCCUCCUGUUCGUCCUGCCCUCCAGGCUCCCUCGCUUCUGCUUCUGGAGGUCUCGGGGCUUUGACAUAGAGCCCAGGCCACCGGCCGGCCCCACUCCUGCUCUGCUCACCUGGAAGGUGGCUCAGAAGAAGCUGCCCUGGAGUAUUGUGCUCCUUCUGGGGGGAGGUUUCGCCCUGGCCAAGGGCAGUGAGGUGUCGGGGCUGUCUAAGUGGAUGGGCGAUCAGAUGACUCCUCUGCACACUAUCCCUCCAUGGGCAAUAGCUAUCAUUCUAUGCCUACUGAUUGCCACGUUCACAGAGUGCACCAGUAAUGUGGCCACUGCCACUCUCUUCCUACCCGUCCUCGCCUCGAUGUCCCAGUCCAUUGGGAUGAAUCCUCUGUAUGUCAUGGUGCCCUGCACGCUCAGUGCGUCCUUUGCCUUUAUGCUCCCCGUGGCAACGCCGCCCAACGCUAUCGUCUUCUCCUUUGGCUACCUCAAGGUUUCUGACAUGGCAAAGACAGGGUUGGUCAUGAACAUCAUUGGGAUUCUGUGCAUUACUCUGGCCAUCAACAGCUGGGGCAAGGCUAUGUUCAACCUGGACACCUUCCCAUCCUGGGCCAACGUCACUGGGGUGUGAGCCUGGGCAGGACCAGACCCCUGGAACCUGCCCAGAGGGGCCCCGCCCUGCAACUCCCCCCACCCCCCCACCCCCCUUCCUCCAGGUCCAUAGGGUGCCAGGAACCCCCUACCUCUCCAGACAGAAAGCAAGCAAAGCCAGACUGU